Molecule: messenger RNA, 7607 nt
Organism: Selaginella moellendorffii
Lineage: Eukaryota; Viridiplantae; Streptophyta; Lycopodiopsida; Selaginellales; Selaginellaceae
Product: probable ubiquitin carboxyl-terminal hydrolase FAF-X
Exons: 48
Coding region: 236-7528 (2430 amino acids)
Biological process (GO): protein deubiquitination
Cellular component (GO): nucleus; cytosol
Molecular function (GO): cysteine-type endopeptidase activity; cysteine-type deubiquitinase activity; protein binding
Source: RefSeq, a predicted model, not a curated record
GCGAGCUCGGCCAACAAUCAGGGUUUUUUCGAGAGGAGCAGUGCGAGAGGGUUUUAGGAUCGAUCGGCAGCGUCGCGGCAAUCCAGGUGAGCUGCCAGGUUUUCUCUUGGCGUAGAUUAGGUCUUGGAGGAUCCGGGGGCGCCGCGGCAGCUCGGCGGCGAAAUUGCCAGAGUGUGGGGGAUUCGCGAUGGAUUCCAGGCGCGAUUCGCAGCAGUGAGAGGGGCGGCAGCUGUGUAUGGAUCAGAGCUGGGAGCGGCAGAGCUUCCUGAGGCAGGAAGACAACGUAGAGCUGUGGGAUAGGGAGAGCAACACCAGUGAUGAGGAGUCGUCCAUUGGCGAGUACGAAGGCACAGAUUUGACGAUGAUGCCCGUGAACGAGGUGGACUUGGAGGAGCUGUGCUGCGAGUUUCCCAGGGACGAGUUGGGGACCGUGCUCGAUGGGCUCAACAAGUUCCCAUGGACUGUCUAUCCCAUCCAUCUCAGGAAUUGCCUCUCGGCGGCUGCAAAGAUCGUGAGUGGUGGCCGGGAAGAAUUCGGUGGGGACUUUCGCAAGCUCCAGACUCUGUACCGGGAGGCUGUGCCGAGCGCGUUUGAGAAGUGCCUGGACGACAAGGCGAUAUGGAAGUGGACCAACGAGAUCCACAACAACAUCUUCGAUGCCGUGUGUAAGCUCAUGGACUUGGUAUCCGUCAAGGCUCCGCAGCUGCUGCUCGACGACGUUGGUGUGGACGAUGACAUGCUGCCGCUGCUCAGGACGCUCGCCAUUGCCUUUGACAAGCAAUGCCAAUUCCAUCUCAAGCACAAAGAACAGGGUCUGCCACCCUCGGCCUCGUCGGUUUCUCCUCCCUGCAACUUUGCGAGGCCGAUGCCCGGGACGCCGUCGAGGAAGGCCAGCAGCAACAACGACUGGCAUUGUGCGAACCGCAAAGGCGCCGCUGUCAGGGACGAGAGCUGCGACUGCAACAGGUGUCGUCCUCCGGAUGUCUACUGCUGGCUGGCCUAUCUCUUGAACUACUUUGGCCACACGGCUUACGGGAAUGGCUACCAGCAUCUCCUGCGGGUGCUCAACUAUCCGCAGAAGCUUUUGCCGGCGGUGAUGGAAGCUCUGCUGCUUCCCAUUGCGAGGUCGACGGAGUUUAUCACGGACGAAGUCGCCAGCCACCUUGGCGACCCUUGCAGCAGGAUUUUGAGGUACGUAGAGGACCUGCUGGAGAGAGACGUGGAUGCUCUGAGCGACAAGACAAAAGACGGGUCUUUUGGAGCGCUGUCGCUGAUACUGAAGCACUUGCAAGUCAUACUCGGUCGGAGCUCGUCGGCAGAAAAGGCUGAGAGCAUGACGAGCAUUGUGCAACGGAAGAUGGUGGAGCGCAUGCUGGGAUUCAACUCAUUCAAUAAGCAGCUGAGCGCGGUUCGGGAGAUCAACAAGCUCCUAGAGAACGCUCGAGCGAUAGCUCCAAGGGAUAAGUCGCGGUCCGUUAAUGCAACAAUUCAGUGGCUCGAGCGAAACAAUAUCUUGCGGCAUGUCCUUAGGUCCCAUCUCCACCACAAACAAUACGUAGACCAGGUAGAAAAGAUUAUGAGGUUUUUGCUGCAAGAGCGUCGCCUUUCAGAGGAGCAUAUUGAUGCUAUCUGGGCAGCCACUGAAAAGCCGGACCAAUUUGAAACGGUCAAAGCAAAUAUCUUUGAUCUUCUCGCCGAUCUUGCUUGGUCAUUUUCAGCCGAGCAGCUGGAUAGUCUAUUUGGUCGCUUCGAGCGCAGCCAGGGGCGCUCGCCGUCAGAUAUCGUGAAGAUCCUCUCUUUAGUUAAAAAACUCGCCCGGAGUGACACAAAGGGAGUUAUGGCUCAAAGGCUGCUGGAGCUACUCUGGAAUAUGAUGCACUCUGGAGAAGCACCUGCGGAAGUUCUUGACUCAGGAGCUCUCACCGAAAUUCUCGGCCACUAUGACUCGGUGAACUGUGCUAGUAAAGAUGAAUACAUUUCGAAAUGCCUGAAAAAUGUAGAGCAUGGAAUCUCGGUGAUUCCGUCUUUACGUCUACUUCGUGAAAUCAUACUUUUAGAUAACGAGAAGCCAUUUUACCAGGAUGAGGUUUCUCGUCAAAUGCGCCUUCAAAAGCUCAUAAAAGACGAUUGUUUUUUACUCAUGGUUGUGAAGAGUUUGGAACAGUACAUGGCCCACGCUCGAUUGAUGUGCUCUGAGAAGUUAGUGGUGGCAAAGCCGUCAGAGAAGACUGCAGCACCCUAUUCCAUUGCAGAUUGUCGGUACACCCAUGAUCAACACGUGAAGGAGCGCUUGGAAUUCAUAUUGUUCUCAAUACAGGCAGGCGAUGUUAGUUUGCCCUGGGAUGCUAUGGAGAGGCUGUGGAACUGCAUGAUUGAGUCGUCUGUGUUCGAUGCUGACAAGGAGAGGGGGUUCCAAUGGCUGUGCGAUGCUCUUGAAAAAACCCCGUGCUUGUCCUUCGACGCAAUGCUCAACAUUCUCACAAAGAAACUUACCUGCAUGGACCCUUGUUCUCUUUCGGAAAUUGCCUGGAGGUGCUUUAUGAGGCUGUUUCUGUGGGUGAAUCUUUUCGAGAAGAAACUUGUGCGAAUAAGAAUCGAUGAAGGGACUGAGACGCACGACUUGCAGCUGAUUGGAAUGUCCUACAUGUGGCAAGCUGCUCUUUCAUCACCUGUCAAUAGCAUUGCGGAACAGAGCAUAAGCAUGUUGCGGGACAUCCAUACUCACCUCUCAGACAGCCUGCGGCAAAAUUUGGUUCAAAUACGCCAGUGCUUUAUCAACGAGUGCCUGCGUAACUUGACUGCUGCCCUUGAGAAUGGACACAGGAAUACGGAGGCAACAGAUAGUAACAGCAUCAGUAUGGUUGAUGGGAACGUAGAUGUGCCGGACGUGGAAAAUUUUACCGAGUCGAUAGAAAGUGAGGCAGACAAGCCGUGCACUGUGAAUUUCGAAAAGGAUCCGUACAAAGUCGAGCGCUGCCUACGGAUACUAAGAGAGUUUAUUAUAAAAUGUGAAGGAUCCUGCCCUCGUAAAGUUCCUGCGCAUGGUGCUUCAUUUCAAGGACGACCGCUUACUUUGGGGGUUAGCACGGCAAAUAAGCAGUCGACACGUUUUGACAUUCUCGUUCAUGCAAACGAGUACCUUGGUUCGUUUCGAGCAAAGGUGGCUGAGAGGCUUGAAUGUCCCGUUUCUCGUGUGCGUUUGAUGCACGCAAACAAAGAACUUAAACAAGAUUCACAGGUGUUGCGGCAGCUGGGCUUAACCGAUGGUCAGCCCCUGACUGCGUCGGUUAAUAUCGUGGACCUUGUUGAAGAGGAGAUGGAUGAGCUGCAGCUACCGGGACUUCUGAUAUCAAAGAGCCCUCAGGUCUACGAUAUCCUUUUCAGACUUGCCGAGGCGGGUCACGGUGGUGUUCGGGAGGAAGCAAACUAUCUCCUUUCAUUGCUGCCAACACAUCCUGGAAUCCUCAGUGAAUUUCAGAAUUUACACAAGAAGCCAGUGGCCAAAGCAAAAGAAUUUCUUACUUUGCAAUUUGGAGCCCACUGUCGACUCCUGUAUACACUUCAGAUAGUGGACGGCUUGCUUAUGCCCGUCAAUCGAAAUGUCGAAAAUCAGCGGUUUAGAAAUGACUUUAUUCGAUUUGGAGGCUUUCGGCAUUUAAUGACGGUUUUCGAACCUGGUGCGAUGAUGGGAGUUGAUAGUCAGACACGGCGUGGCUGUUACACUAGCGCCCUACGUAUUUUAAAGCUUUUGUUGUCAGAAACACAAACUACUUCUCUUUCCGACAACACUCGAAUCAUCGGAGGAGAUACAGUCGAAGAAUCUGAAAGUGGGAGCACCAUCUCUGUUAACGACGACGUCAACGUUGAAAAACUGGAAGUGAUCGACAUGUCAGUAGUCGCAGGUGCUCUAAAGCGACUUACUUGGGGGACUGCACUAGGCCAAAUAUCUAUGCUAGCCAGUUCUGCGCCUUUGGCGGAGAUUUUGAAGGGUCGAAGGUCUGAAAAGAAGUUUGAAAACAGUGGGGACUUCUUAAACCAGGACGAUCGAUACCUCUGCCUUGAAGCGCUGGAACUUCUUGUGACAUGCCUGCUGUCACAUAAAUCAUUACUUGGAACUUUCUUUUCAUCUCCCGACGUUGGCAGGUUUAUUGUGGAUAUGGUUUUACAUUCACCUGACGAGUUUGUCAGAUACCAGGCAGCGUCCAGCUUUCUGAGAUUGAGCAAAGAAUCGGGAAAACAUCCUAUCGUUCGUCGGCAUCUUAUGGCCGCCCUCAUUGACACGAAGGCGGAAGCUAACACCGAGCCGAAGCGCUGUUUACCAUUUUUGGAGCUCUUGGGGCAGCUCUUUUAUCGCAUCAGUGGGCCUGAAGAGCAUGCAAUGGGGGAGCAGCAGCUUCUGGAAGAGCUUUCUUGGCUUAGAUGUGCACCCGAGGCCACUGAUGACGAUGACAGGCUUCUUGAAGGACACUUAUUUUUAGUAAAAGUGUUGAUAGAAGUUCUUGAUCGACGUCUUAUUGGCUCGAGCAAGUUGCCUCAGGGGACCGGCCUAGUGCAAGAGCUGGUUGAGAGUUUCUUAUUUCUAGAAUCGGCAAUGCUAUGGAAAAUCGACGAUGACAGCUGCGACAGGCUCGAUGACAGAGUCCUGCAGUCGAGGUGCGGGACUCGUCGAAGUCGCGAAAAGGCUUUUCAGCUGCUGACUUGCCUGGCCACCCACUGCAUUGACAACUUGAAGGAAAUAGUGGAUCUGCUGGUGAAACUUCAUUUCUCAUCCGAUAUUCACGAAUGGGAGCACUUGCCUUCGUAUGGUCGAAAAGCUCUCAGUGGCUACGUCGGGCUGAAGAACGCCGGAGCCACCUGCUAUAUGAACUCGGUCUUCCAGCAGUUAUACAUGCAACCGGAUGUUCGGCGGACAGUUUUAGAAUGUAAGGAGUGCGACGACAUGGAGAAGGCAGACUCAGUUUUUUUCCAGCUGCAAACCAUGUUUGGGGCUCUUCUUGGCAGUAGUUUGGACCAUUAUACUCCUCAGGGAUUCUGGGAUGCGUACCGGGACUACGAUGGGAUGCCGAUCAAUCUUCGGGAACACCAAGAUGCUUUUGAGUUUUUCAACCGCUUAUACGAUGCUGUUGAUGAUACAUUAAAAGCGACACACCAAGAGACAACGCUGACGAAAAUCUUCGGCGGCAUUUUUGUCCAGCAGGUGAUUAGUCGCGGGUGUAACCAUUGCAGCGAAAGAGACGAACCGUUUGCAGCGAUCAGCGUGGAUGUGAAGAACAAAAGAGAUUUGCUCGAAUCUCUGGAUUCUUUUGUGCGAGGGGACUUGCUCGAGGCUGACAACGCAUAUUACUGUGAUGAAUGUGGCCGGAAGGUUGACGCACUCAAGCGGGUAUGCGUGAAGUCGCUUCCGCAGACUCUUGUGAUUCACCUGAAGCGUUUCGACUUCGACUACGAGACCAUGCAACGGUUGAAGCUCAAGGACAGAUUCGAGUUUCCGAUGCAUCUCGACAUGAAAGCUUUUACGGUGGAAGGAUUGGCCCUCCGUGACAGCAUGAGUCAAGAAAGCUCGAGCCCAGCCACUACAAGCAAUGGUGGUACUGAUGGAAGUAUCUGCAACGAGAAUGGGGGCCUGAACUCCAAACCGGACUCUUACUAUCAGUAUGACUUGGUGGGUGUAGUUGUACAUUCGGGGACCGCAUUUGCUGGACAUUAUUAUUCGUAUAUUAAAGAGAGGCAAGGGGAUAUUGAAAGGUGGAUUGCCUUUGACGAUAAACGAGUGGAACCGUAUGACGUAAACGAUCUCGAGAAGGAUUGUUUCGGUGGAAAAUACAGCGUGGACGUGUAUGAUAAUUUUUUAAAAACCAUGUCGCCACAGGACUUCGAUCGACCGAACAGUGCGUACAUGUUGUUGUACGAAAGGUCCCGUAAUUACGCUCCCAUGGACUCGCCAGCAACGACAUCUCACACAAAAGGUGAAGGCGAUCAAGUAAUGAAGGAUAACUCGAUUAUGGAUCGACUAUUUACUGGGCGCCUAAGAAUGCCAAGCUCAAUACAUCGAAGCGUUCGAAAAGAAAAUCUAAGAUUUGUACACGAGAAUCAUCUCUUGGAUAAGGAUUAUUUUAAGUUUCUUUACAGUUUGGUGGAGGCUAACUCGGAUAUAAUUGAGGGAAGGACUCCUCGGUAUGUUGGUGGACCUGACGACAGCCGAGACAGGAAGGGUGAGACAAGUGGACGUAAAGCCGAUUUAGCGGCCAAGGACUUGAAUGCUAGCGAUUUUGCAGAGCAUAGUAUCAGGAUAGCUUUAGAAUUUUUGUUUAGAGUAUAUUUGAGAACGCACGGUAGCCUUCGUGAAGACUUUCAUCAAUGGAAGGUAGUGGUAACGAUCUGGAAGCUCCUGGAUCACAAUAUAAUCGCCUGUCGAUGUUUUCUCAACACGCUGGUCGAGAGACCGCAAUGGGUGCAGGAUUUCCUCCUUCGGUGUCCCGUUGAAGAAGUUCGACAGGCUUUUGCUGCUCUUCUCGUCCAUGCUCUAAAAACGGCCGUAAAUAUUUAUCAAGGGAACGUGUUUUAUGUGGACAAUUGUGGUAGACAGCAAGACGCUUUGCAUGUCGACGCCAUGGUUGACACGCUGGUAAUACUGCUGAGAGAAGCCGCGUCACCGAAGUCAUAUCUCCAACAGUAUUUCCAAGUUCUUUUGGACUACGUAAAACUGGGUCCCUAUCCACGCCUACAUUUACUUCGGAAAGCUGUUGUGGGUCAUUUGGUGACAUUUGCAACUAAAUUCCAAAUAGCUAAGCAAGAUGCAGUGUACCUCCACACGGCCGUCUCUUUGCUUGUGAGGAGCUGCGAUGCUAGUAAACUUUAUGAUGAACCGGAAGUUGACAAGAAGUCGGACACCGAAACGAAGCCCUGUCAAUCGAACCCUCAACAGUUUUGCUCCUUGUGUUUGAUUCCAAAGGAUGCGGCCGAAGGUGUCUUUAGGCACCGAAUGUACACUUCAAUUUUGAUCAAGACAUGUCCAGAACAGGAGGAAGUUAUUAGACUCGUGGAAUUUUGUUCCUGGCGUAAUGAAACGUUUAGUGUGGCCGUGUUGCAAGAUGUAAUGGAGGCCCUUCAUCACGCUGUAAAUAGUGAAGCAUUGAAACCUAUUCUAUCACUCGCGUACAGGCUUUUGCAACUUGGAGAUAGCUUGCAAGCGACGAGACAAGAGGUUCUUCUCCUCGGUUACGAGAGUUUCCCCAAUGGAGUUCUGGACCUUCUAGUCAGCAAGGCAGUAGCGGUCCACAAGAGGUACUGCCUGAUCAAAUUCAUUGUCAAGCUGGUCGAUUUGUUCCCCGCGUCCCGUGUGCACGUCCUAAGUCGGAAGCAGGACUGGAGGCGAGCCGUGGAUUGGCUGCAACAGGAGCUCCACGGGAUUGGGCUGAGCGGCAGCAUUGCGCCGGUGUCCAACGAGGACCUCUCCAAUGGCUAUCUGAUGAGGACGAGCACCGCGGAAUGGACCUUGACAUCGGCUCGCAAGCUGCUAAGUUGCUAGAGGAUACAAAUAUCCCCAUCUUCUUCUUUGUGUAUUAUAUUACCACAGGCAAAAAAAAGAAACUAUCUUCUUCAGGGCA